AUGGUGUAUAAUUUUGAGGUUGAAAGCCGUGAGGCCUGUAUGCACGCAAUAAGCACUAGCGUGUAUCACGUGUAUAUUCAUCUACAUCGCAAUAAUUACUAUCAAGUUAAGGUCAUUGGUGGGAUUUACGAUACCACCUUGUCGUACACGGAAUUUGCAACCACAGGGCUUCGGACACUUAUGAAGGUCUCCAGACUAGCCCACAUUAUCGACUACUUCUGCCGACCAUUCCUCGACAGCUUAACAUCUCCUUUCGAGUGGGUGGAAGAAGAGGCUACCUUUGAAGAUGUCAGAAAUGGCGACUUCAAUCAGAAGAAGGGUUUUGCGAAGCUAGAAUGCUGUCGCAAAAGGGCCAGGGAAGAUGAAUACGAUUGGGUCUGGGUUGACACAUGUUGCAUUGACAAAUCAAGCCCCGCGGAACUUAGUGAGGCCAUCAAUUCAAUGUAUCUUUGUUACGCAUAUUUAUCAGACUUAGAGGAGAUCGGCUCUUUGGAUCAAAGCAAAUGGUUCACUCGUGGAUGGACAUUACAGGAACUCAUAGCACCACGUCAUCUACUACUAUUUGAUAUGCACUGGCGACUAUUAGGAACAAAGAACGAGCAUGCAGCUGCUAUCGAACGCAUCACAGGUGUUCUCAGGGAUGUCAUACUCGGAAAUCUUUACCCGGGAUACUGCAAUGCUGCCCAAAGAAUUUCAUGGGCUUCAAAACGAGAAACCACCCGGAAAGAAGAUAUGGCCUAUUGCUUGAUGGGGCUGUUCGAUAUUCAUAUGCUGCCAAUGUAUGGGGAGGGCUCCGAAAAUGCAUUUCUUCGACUUCAGCAAGAAAUUCUUAAGCGAACUUCGGACCAAACUCUAUUCCUAUGGACGGCUUCUCAUGAGCCCUACAAUCAAGGUCUACUAGCAACUUCCCCAAGUGCGUUCUGUACUCAUUAUGAAUGCUUCAGUUGGCUGCCGUCUUACUUGACGAUGUACGAUGGUUUCUGGAGUCCCUAUGCUUCCCUCAUUCCGUCAAAUCAUACACCUAGCAGUUUGCAGUACAACAAGCAAACUGCUAGGUAUGUUAAUGGCCCUUCAGUCGAUGUACAAUCUGCUUUCGGAUCUAAUGGCCUACAGUUAUCUCUUCUUUACUGUGACAACCACAGUCAAGGUUCACAUAAAUUCAACAAUCCACUUCCACAAACGUACAUAAUAAUUUGCCUCGACGUUUUGGCUCGGAGCGAGGAUAAAAUAUUCCUAACUCUGAUACGCGAAUACGCUCCGAAUCCUUAUAUUACUAGAAUGAGUAUAGAUAGAAUGGGGGCUUUUUGA
This is a messenger RNA of Botrytis porri, 1308 nucleotides long. RefSeq lists its product as uncharacterized. NCBI's taxonomy places the organism in Eukaryota, Fungi, Ascomycota, Leotiomycetes, Helotiales, Sclerotiniaceae. The coding region runs from base 1 to 1308 and encodes 435 amino acids. The record is from RefSeq and is a predicted model, not a curated record. The transcript has 3 exons.